AUGAUAAAAAAUAUGUCCGGAGUUUACGAGUUCUUAGAUGCUACCAAGAUUCAUAAUCUGAAGUGGUUCAUUCCGUGUCCUGUUUUGCUUUAUGGUAAACGGGAGUAUAUUAUGUCUACAAAUCACCUAGAUAUUGGGAGAUUUUAUAUGGUAUUUGGGUUUUGGUCAGUUUUGGCUGGAACAAGAUUUAGGUCUUUAAUUCGAUGAAGACUGUUUAAUCCGGGAGCUAAAUUUUUAGACCCUGUUUGUUAUAACGCUGUAGUAACUAUGCAUGCUCUGGUAAUAAUCUUUUUCUUUGUAAUGCCUGUCAUAAUUGGGGGUUUUGGUAACUGAUUGGUUCCUUUAAUGUUAGAGGUUCCUGAUAUACAAUUUCCUCGUGUCAAUGCUUUUAGAUUUUGGGUUUUACCCGCAUCUCUUUACUUUAUAGGAAUCUCUGGGUUCGUGGAAAAUGGAGUUGGUGCUGGUUGAACUAUUUACCCUCCGUUGUCUACUUUUUCCUAUCAUGGCAUGUGUAUGGAUCUGGCUAUUUUAAGGCUUCAUUUGGCAGGUAUUAGGUCUAUUUUUAGAUCAAUUAACUUUAUAGUGACUAUUAAAAAUAUGCGUUCCGUGGAUGGUCAUUUGUUAAGGUUAUUUCCAUGGUCAAUUAAAGUAACAUCUUUUUUAUUGCUUACAACUUUGCCUGUAUUGGCGGGGGGUCUUACUAUGCUUCUGACAGACCGACAUUUUAAUACUUCUUUUUUUGACCCUGUGGGUGGAGGAGACCCGGUUUUAUUUCAGCAUUUAUUCUGAUUUUUCGGGCACCCUGAAGUUUAUGUCCUAAUUCUUCCCGGUUUUGGAAUAAUUUCUCAUGUUUUGUGUUUUUGAUCUAGAAAGAAAACAGCUUAUGGUAAUAUGGGAAUGUUUUAUGCAAUACUAAAUAUCGGGUUUUUAGGGUUCAUUGUGUGAGGGCAUCAUAUGUUUGUUGCUGGUAUAGAUAUUGAUACGCGAGCUUACUUUAGGGCGGCGACUGUUAUUAUUGCUGUCCCUACCGGUAUUAAAGUGUUUGCUUGAAUUGCUACAAUAAUAGGAUCGCAAGUGUCCACACAUGCUCCUAUGCUUUGAUCUACUGGUUUUAUUAUCUUAUUCACAAUUGGUGGGUUAACUGGGCUUAUUUUGUCUAGUGCUUCGAUUGAUGUGACUCUUCAUGACACUUAUUUUGUAACUGGGCAUUUUCAUUAUGUUUUAUCAAUAGGGGCAGUUUUUACAAUUUUAGCUGGAUUUACUCAUUGAUUCCCGCUGUUUUCUCGCGUCAUGCUUCAUCGUCAAAAAAUAAAGAGGCACUUUAUUGCUAUAUUCUUGGGUGUUAAUAUUGCUUUUUUACCACAUCAUUUCUUAGGGUUAGCCGGAAUGCCUCGCCGAGUAGCUGAUUAUCCUGAUCAAUUUUGAUUCUGGAAUAAAGUGUCUACUUUUGGGUCACACCUAAGAACAGCUUCUUUACUUUUUUUUGUAUUCCUAGUGUGGGAAGCCUUUAUUGCUCAUCGACCUGUAGUCUCAGUUCGAAAUAGGUCAAGCUCUCCUGAGUGAUCAGUGAUAGUAAACCUUCCGAAGCAUGCUGCUCUAGAGUCAGCUAAGAUGUUAAAAGAUCCAGCAAAGAAGUACUUAGGAACACGUUUGUAG
This is a messenger RNA of Saccostrea cuccullata (small rock oyster), 1656 nucleotides long. The record is from the annotation of a RefSeq genome assembly. NCBI's taxonomy places the organism in Eukaryota, Metazoa, Mollusca, Bivalvia, Ostreida, Ostreidae.